Enterobius vermicularis (human pinworm) is the source of this 295-nucleotide messenger RNA. NCBI's taxonomy places the organism in Eukaryota, Metazoa, Nematoda, Chromadorea, Rhabditida, Oxyuridae. The record is from the annotation of a GenBank genome assembly.
CAGUGAUAAUGGAAAGCCUAAAAAAUAACUUGAUACAAGCCUGUGAUGGAGAACGUGUGUCAUUACAUUGCCCACGUAAUACACAUAUUUAUCUGGUAAAUACCUUCUACGGACGUUUGGUACCAAGUUUUGAACUUUGUCCAGCUCCCACAUCAACCACACCACAACAGAACAGUUCUUCACCGUCGUCGUCGUCAUCAGCGUUCACAACAAAUGGCGUUGAUAUUUUUGACGAAGAUACCAGUUGUCAUAUUGCAAGUGCUCAUUCGGUAGUUUUUUUUGACUGUGACUAAAC